Messenger RNA from Melampsora larici-populina 98AG31, 657 nucleotides. RefSeq lists its product as uncharacterized. The transcript has a single exon. The record is from RefSeq and is a predicted model, not a curated record. The coding region runs from base 1 to 657 and encodes 218 amino acids. NCBI's taxonomy places the organism in Eukaryota, Fungi, Basidiomycota, Pucciniomycetes, Pucciniales, Melampsoraceae.
AUGUCCUUCCAAGCUCAAUUAGAUCAGACAAACGAUCAAUUAAAUCAAGAUCAAAAUCAACCAAAUCCUGGCCAAGAAGGCCAAAAUCCAACGGUAGAAAAUGCUAAUCAACGAAAUCAAGAUACAAUGAAUCAAAUAGAAGAUCGAGUAUUAACGAGAGCUGAGGCAGCGGCGAAAGGAGGUAGACCGAGCUCUAGACUCAUAACUCCUAAACAAGGCGCAAACGGGAGGAACACCAACAGGAUUAGCACCGGAUCUAACCAUACCCCGAGGAGCCUUCGAGGAAGUGGUAUUCAGAAGAAAAGUCAAAGGCCGGCUGGAAUUAAGAAAACAAAAGGAAUCAGACAGCAACAAAAGAAGAAGAAGAACGACGUCAGAAAAGGUGGAAAGGAAUUAGGUCCAUUAGAAGAGAUUCAUUCAGAACAACAGGAGACAGAAGAGUGGGGAGGUAUAGAAGAAGGUUUGAUGGGCAUGGAGGGAGAGGAAAUAGGGGGUAAGGAAGUGACUCAACAAGGUGAGCGUUACAUUUUGAUUUUCCAAUGUCAAUUCCUCUUCUUCCCGGUAAGAAGACCUUCGCUAUUUUCACUCUCAAAUCCACCAACAUUCAGUCAAAUACAAUCUCUUUAUCGAUUUGUCCACCGUCAAUUUCCUCUGUGA